AUGGUCAAGGUAUUGGCUGCUCUCACAAGGAUUAGGGCGAGCCGAAACGAUUCCGUAUGGAAGCUUCUCGUGAUAGUACUUCCCGCUUUGGCUGUUCUGUUUUGGCUGUUGCUCACGGUUCAUGGACAGCUAGGCUGGAUGAGGACGCCCGUUGUUGACUGUAAAGGUGCGGCGACGACGACUCCACCGUGUGAGACGGACGUCGUCUACCGGGGCCCGGCGGGCAUCCCCGCCUUGCGAACACGGGCCGAUCUGGGAGCACUGAUGCAAGCGCGCGGAUUCACACACGGUGCCGAAGUUGGUGUACAGAGUGGCUCGCACGCGAAACAAAUCCUCCAAGCCUGGAUCAGCUGCGAACGCUUCCAUCUUGUCGAUUUGUGGGGCCAUCAAGAAAACUGCAAGGGUUCGGCUAAUUUUGAUCAAACCAAACAGGAUGCGCUGUUUCAAGGGGCGCAAGACCUGCUGCAGCCUUGGCGAAAUAUUACGACCUUCCACCGGAUGCUUUCGACGCAAGCGGCCCAGCAAAUUCCGGAUCAGUCACUGGACUUCGUCUACGUCGACGCCCGCCAUGACUAUUGCGGUGCCACGGAAGACAUUCAGGCGUACUACCCAAAGCUUCGACCGGGCGGUAUUCUGGCGGGGCAUGAUUAUCUCUCAUUUGCUGAACAAAAGGCUGCGGACCCAGGUCAAGACUGGUCGGUUUGCAUGGAUGGCACGGUAAACGUCGGAGCGGUCAAAGGCGCGGUACAACAGUUCGCGCUCGACAAGGGUCUUACGUUUUCCGUCGUUUACGCUGCGAACGGAGGGGACCGAUCGUGGCUUCUGCAGAAACCCACACGGAUGGAGUGUGUGGAGGCAAUGGGAGGCUACGGUUCGGAUCUUGUGCGGAUAGUGAACUGAAAUAGGCUCGAUAGGAACCCAAUCCGGAGGGCCAUCGUGCGAUGAGUUGGCUGCAGCAAAUCUACAUAGCGGAUUGUUCAGGUGAAGAGAACCGUCCUUAGGCUUCACAGUCUAGGCAAAUCUCGGUUUCGCAUUACCAGUCGUAGAGAGGUUUUAACUGUAAGCAAAGAUUAUUUCCCCCUUU
This is a messenger RNA of Phaeodactylum tricornutum CCAP 1055/1, 1084 nucleotides long. RefSeq lists its product with no specific name. The coding region runs from base 1 to 900 and encodes 299 amino acids. NCBI's taxonomy places the organism in Eukaryota, Bacillariophyta, Bacillariophyceae, Surirellales, Neidiaceae. The record is from RefSeq and is a predicted model, not a curated record. The transcript has a single exon.